AUGCUCAUCAAUAGCUUGAGCUUCUUCAGGAGUCACUGGACAGUCUGGAGUGUGCUUGGAGUAACCUACAGGCAGAUCAAAUGGCUGCAGCCCUACAUAGUGUAUAGUCUCGUGGUUAACCUGUUGGUAACCGUUUGGUAUCCGCUACAUCUGGGCUUAAUGCUCUUUAAAAACGCCAGCCUAACGGAUGAUAUCUUGAACCUAACGACAUUUGCCACCUGCUUGGCCUGCUCGCUAAAGUUUUCGAUUUACGCUUAUAACUUUGACAAGGUCCAGCAAAUGGAGCACCUGUUAAGCCAACUGGACUUGCGAGUCAAGAGUGCGGCAGAAAAAGCCAUCUACAGUCAGUUAAGAACCCAGCUGAGAAACAUUCUGUUCGUCUUUAUUGGAAUUUAUCUGCCUGUGGGUGUUUUUGCCGAAUUGGCAUUUAUUUUCAAGGAUGAGCCUGCUCUCAUGUAUCCGGCCUGGUUUCCAUUCGAUUGUGUCAAUUCCACACGAAACUUCUACAUUGCCCACGUUUAUCAGAUUGUCGGAAUUGGUUACCAAUUGAUGCAGAACUAUGUGAGUGAUUGUUUUCCGGCCGUAGUCCUAUGUCUGAUCUCGGCUCACAUAAAAAUGCUCUACGUGCGCUUCGAGCAGGUGGGCGUGGAUGAUGCCGAGGACGCUGAGUAUCAGCUGGAGGCAUGCAUAACCGAUCACAAGCGUUUGUUGGAACUUUUUCAGACAAUCGAGUCCUUCAUGUCGCUACCCAUGCUCAUUCAGUUCGCUGUGACUGGGCUAAACGUCUGUAUUAGCAUUGCGGGGCUUCUCUUUUUUGUGACCGAGCCUAUGACUCGAGCAUAUUUCUUCUUCUACGCAAUGUCCAUGCCGCUGGAAAUCUUUCCCAUCUGCUACUACGGCACAGACAGUGAGCUCUGGUUUGGAAAUCUGCACUAUUCGGCAUUCAGCUGCAAUUGGACAUCGCAGCAUCGGGGAUUUAAGAAAAAGCUGAUGCUGUUUGUGGAGCGCUCCCUGAAAGGGAGCACUGCGCUCGCUGGUGGCAUGCUACGCAUUCAUGUGGACACAUUUUUCUCAACUCUCAAAUUCGCCUACUCGCUCUUCACCAUCAUAAUACGCAUGCGAAAAUAAAUGUU
Drosophila virilis is the source of this 1133-nucleotide messenger RNA. NCBI's taxonomy places the organism in Eukaryota, Metazoa, Arthropoda, Insecta, Diptera, Drosophilidae. The record is from RefSeq and is a predicted model, not a curated record.